UUUUUGUGUGUUGUUGUCGAGCGUGAAGUGUCCAAUUAGACAACUGAAUUUGUUUAGAUGUGAACAACAGAGUCUAGAUAGGUCACACAGCAGCUGCGACAAAGUCGAGCGAAUCGAUUUCAAAACAAUAGCAACCAACGAAACAAAAUUUUAAGUCGCUGGGAAAACUAAAAAUCAAGAUUUUCGAGAGGUGGUGCGAUACCAAAUACAUAUAUACAAAUAGUCUUUAUAGAGUGCGUGUGAAAACAUAGACCCAAACAACUGACAAGGAGAUUAGCGGGGCCAAAGGAAGCAUAAGGAGUAUACACGCAAAGGAAUAGUUAAAGCCAGCCCACAUAAAUAUUCAUAUAUUUUGGGACCACUUUUCCAAGGCAGCUGGGAAAAGGCGGUGAAAUUGCGACUAUCCGAGAGCCGAAGAGCUCAGCUGCAGGAAUAAGCUGACGAAACUGAAACCUUGAAACAGCGAUUCGAACGCACACCAGCGCAGGCCCGCAUCAACACAGACACACACACGCACAGCAGCAGGAAAUUCAGACAUCAUGAGUUCGCAAUACUCGAAUGUGGAGAACCUGUCGCCGCAGACGAUAAGGCAGGUGAUGAGGGAGCUGCAGGAAAUGGAGACCACGCCACCGGAAGGCAUCAAGGUGCUAAUCAACGAGAGCGAUGUGACGGAUAUUCAGGCAUUGAUCGAUGGACCUGCUGGCACUCCGUACGCCGCUGGAAUUUUCCGCGUCAAACUGACGCUGAACAAGGACUUCCCGCUGACGCCACCCAAGGCGUACUUCCUCACCAAGAUCUUUCAUCCGAAUGUGGCCGCCAACGGUGAGAUCUGUGUGAAUACACUGAAGAAGGACUGGAAGCCGGAUCUGGGCAUCAAGCACAUUCUGCUCACCAUCAAAUGCCUGCUUAUUGUCCCGAAUCCGGAAUCGGCGCUGAACGAGGAGGCCGGCAAGAUGCUGUUGGAACGAUACGAUGACUACUCACAGAGGGCGCGCAUGAUGACAGAGAUCCAUGCCCAGCCUGCCAAAUGCGGUGUAGGCGCUACUGGCGAUGCCAAAGACGACGGUGGACCCUCGACGAAGAAGCAUGCGGGCCUGGACAAGAAGCUGCAGGACAAGAAGAAGGAGAAGUUGCUCAAGGAGAAGAAACGCAUGCUGAAGAGAUUAUGAGAGGCAUAAGGCGGAGUUCCAUGGACUAGCUAAUCAACCAGGAGCAUUAAGUAGUAAGCAGUAGCAGAACACGUCGGAUACGUAUGAAUGGAUAGAUGUUAAAGAAUGGAUGAGUGCGAGCGUAAACCCCACAAACGAGGUGAAAGGCGACAGGAUCAAAGCUAGCAAGGUCGAAUCAAAGGAGGAGGCGCGCUAUGAAAUUUUACACUGAUCUGAUACAAAACAAAACAAACAAAAAACAAGUAAAUUGAGCAACUGAAAUUACGAAGUAACCGAUGAAACCCGAACCCACAAGGCCAAUAUCGGAACGGAACGGAAGUUAAAGCUGCAACAAUUUCGGUAAAACGAGAGAGAUAAAGAACCACUCCAAAGAACAGUGCAUCCAGUUACCAUAUACGAUUAUUUUAACCACCAUUUUUGGUGGCACGCCGCUUUCAACUGAGUCUAGAAUAUAGAAAACACAAACCAACAAAAAGCAACCAAGAGAAAUGGGGAUUGCAACCAUCACCCAAGUAAUUUAUGUAGUUCUCUUUUCUUAACGUUCAUGGGCUAUCCUAGCAUAAUUUAUGUAAUUAGAUUAAACAAAACAAGGAUAACAUUAUCGCCUCAUACAUGCCACCUUUCAAACACCCAGACUCCAGAACUCUCUAAAAAGCAUCACCUUAAACAUACCUUAAUGAGCAUAUGCGUCCGCGUAUUGGACCCCCGUGCAUAAACAUAAACUUACUCCUUAGAUUUUUUUUGUGUGUUUUUUAAAUUGUAUUCGCUUAGUUCUUAAAUAAAUAAAAUUUCGAUUCGUUACAUUCAACUGUCCUGCUUAGGCAUAAGAUACACAAAGAACACACCCACGCAUCCAACACACAAAUCACGAAAAAUACAUAAAAUUAUUAAAGAAAUACUGUAAAAGAUUGA
Messenger RNA from Drosophila sechellia, 2081 nucleotides. RefSeq names its product ubiquitin-conjugating enzyme E2 S. The transcript has 3 exons. The record is from RefSeq and is a predicted model, not a curated record. NCBI's taxonomy places the organism in Eukaryota, Metazoa, Arthropoda, Insecta, Diptera, Drosophilidae. Bases 540 to 1169 code for a protein of 209 amino acids.